This is a messenger RNA of Merops nubicus (carmine bee-eater), 1694 nucleotides long. It is a transcript of the gene MYCBPAP, whose product is annotated as MYCBP associated protein. The annotation marks the transcript as partial. The record is from RefSeq and is a predicted model, not a curated record. The transcript has 11 exons. NCBI's taxonomy places the organism in Eukaryota, Metazoa, Chordata, Aves, Coraciiformes, Meropidae.
GAUCUGGAUGGCCUGGAGGUGAUUGGUAAAGGGCAGCCUUUCACCUCUGUCUCAGCAGAGUCUUUUCCAGGUUCCACCACUUCUGAAGAGUUGCAGACCGAGAGUGACUCCUUAGAUGACUCCUCUGAUGUGGUUCCAGAAGCAGUAGUGGGUCCAUCUUUAGAUUUCUGUGGCCAGCCUGCUCGUUGGAUCAACUGCAUCACUCCUUGCAGGGAUGCAAUUGGCAUAGCUGCCCGGCUCACCUUUGAGACUUUGGCUGGUGAGAAAGCUGAAAGCUCCCUGACGGUGAGCAACAAUGGCACAGCUGCCAUCUGGUAUAACUGGAUGAGGCUUUCCCACAGGAUACCCUCCAGAGAAACCAAGGGGAAGACAAUGCAGUGUUUCUACUUUGAUACCAGACCAGGUGUAAUUCUGCCUGGAGAAACUAGGAAGUUUUCCUUUCUUUUCAAGUCAGAGAGAGCAGGCAUUUUCAGUGAGUCCUGGGAAUUCAGGACACAUCCUGUGUUAUUAGGAGGAGCUCUGCUGCAGGUGACCCUUUGGGGAAUUGCUGUGUGUGAGGACAAGCUGGCUGACUUCCGAGAGAAACUGGAGAGGGACCUGGCUGCUCGAGAAGGUGCUGCUAUAGUAGAAGAGAGUGUGAAGGAGCUCCUUGUCCGAAUUAGGACCCCAGAGCGCACGCCGUCCCCUGUGGGUGCCUAUGCCACAGAGGAGGAGUUGUUUCACCAGAAGAAUCCUGAGUUGCAUUAUCAGCAUCGGGUGGUAAAGCAGCUGCAUGAACUGUGGAGACAGCAUGUGACUGUUCCUUCAGCCUUCGAGGAGAGUGUGUCCUCAGGCCAGGAGAACACUGUGGAGGACAUGCAGUACCAGGAGGGCAUCUCAGGGGCUCUCUCUGCUCAGAGCAGCACCUCGGAGGUUGCAGGCUGGAAGAACACACUCAAGGAGGCUCCAAGUCAACUGAGGAGCUCGGAGGAGGAAGAACCAGGCCCCUCAGGAUGGAACCUCUCCUUCGAGGACUUUAAGCAGGCUAUAAAGUCAAUUCCCAAGGAGGAGCAGCGAGAAGAAGCCCUGGCCCAGCUCAACAAGGCAGCACUGGAGCUGUGUGUUGAACAGAGGCCAACUCAGUCAGACCUUUUGUAUCAAAUCUGUCUCCAGCUCUGGCGAGAAACAGUUGAUCGUCUGGUGAGUCACUCUGUGAAGCUGAGGUCCCUGCUUGGCUUGCCUGAGAAGGACACCUAUGUAGAUACUGUUCCUGAGGAAACAGUGCAAGUAAAACAACCUAUAAAAGGAGGAAAAGAAGACAGAGUAACGGCUUGGCAAGAAGAGAGAAAGUCAUUUGGUAGUAAGGAUAAAGAAGGGAAAAGAAGAACAAAAAGAGGCGUUCUCACCUGUGCCACUUUUGUCCCUGAACAGUAAUGUCCAAGCACCAGAAAGGUAAAAGUAAAAGAUGAGAAAAAGCUGAAAUCUUCCACUUCAUUGCAGGAGGUGAAAGAGGGGGCGCAGCCCAUGGAAGCUGUAACUACAGGUAGAGCAGGACCUCCUCAGGAGCAGGUGGACCCUGUUUUGUUUGGGACAUACCAGGAAAAACUUUAUGUUGAAGUUUAUGGGCUGCUGGAUUCAAUGGUGAGCAAAAUGGUCUCUUUAUUUGAGGAACUAAGGAAAAAAGGUGCUCUGAAGUGGGAGAGUGAAGCCCUUUU